Messenger RNA from Hyla sarda, 1472 nucleotides. RefSeq names its product T-cell surface glycoprotein CD3 epsilon chain. Gene Ontology annotation, molecular function: transmembrane signaling receptor activity. The record is from RefSeq and is a predicted model, not a curated record. Gene Ontology annotation, biological process: positive thymic T cell selection; cell surface receptor signaling pathway. The transcript has 7 exons. NCBI's taxonomy places the organism in Eukaryota, Metazoa, Chordata, Amphibia, Anura, Hylidae. Bases 193 to 750 code for a protein of 185 amino acids. Gene Ontology annotation, cellular component: alpha-beta T cell receptor complex; membrane; external side of plasma membrane.
GCAGUGAGAGAAAGAGGGGGUUACAAAGGAAGCCUAAAGACAAGGAGAUUGACAACAUCAAACAGAUUCAGUUAAGCAAAGAGAAAGUAGAGAGAUGUGAAAAAGAAUUAACAUUGAGGAGAAAAAAAUACAAAACAAAAUAGAAAAAUUGGAUAAAUACCGAUCAUUGUGGAAAAUAAAGAGUUGUAGAUAAUGAAGCCAUGGAUCAUACUGUCGCUGCUGUUGGUUGGACUAUAUUUUGAUCAGUCAUCUGCAGAUGGGGAAGAUACAGAACUGUCAACUGAAAGUAAGAAAGAAGAAAUCCAGGUUUCCAUCACAGGACUUAAAGUGGAGAUUUCCUGUCCUAAAGAAGGAGAUUCACUAAAAAAAAUAACAGAUAAUGACCCAACUGGUGGCAAGCCUGUGGGAGACUCCCUGGAUAAGUAUACCUCAGAUAAAAAUGGGUUGUACCAAUGUGACAAAGACUAUCUUUAUCUACAUGCCUACGUAUGUGAAACCUGCACUGAGGUCACUGUUGCGAUGUUGGUUAUUUUUGUGAUUGCCGAUUGCCUGAUCACAAUAGGAGUUUGUCUUAUUGUGUAUAUGUUCUGCAAGAGAAAACCUGGUCAAGUCAGAGAGAGUGGAUAUAGUAAAGGAGCUCGCAAUAAAGGAAACAAAGAACGUCCCCCACCUGUUCCCAAUCCUGAUUAUGAGCCAAUCCAGAAAAGAAGACAAGAUGUAUACGAUGGAUUAAACCAAGGCUUAAAAUAAUUUUGUCAAUCUGCUCUUGCUUUUGUUUGUUUUUUCUCCCAAGUUCACAUGUAAAAAGAUUAUAUUAUCAAGUCUUUGUAAACUCAUAGCAAUCUCUCACAGUCUCAUCAUACACAUCCAGGCUCAGGCUAAGUUUCUACCUGUUUUAUUUUAUUUAUUUUUUUAAAUGCCAAGAAAAAGGCCAAUUCUGACGCAUGGCGUUUUUUCAGCCAAGAUGCGGCCAGAUGUUAGCUGUAAAUCAAUGAGAAAUUGCAAAAUUCUUUUUCCACUUGGUGUUUUUCAGUUCGGCUUUUUUUUAUCCUCUUGGAGAUUUUUUUCACUCGUUUUUCGUUUUGCAAAAUCACAGCAUGUUGAGCCACUGGCGUUUUUUUCCCCUGAAAUCGUGGCGUUUUUCUCCCAUAGAAGUCUAUGGGAGUAAAAAUCGCCAUGUGGGUUUUAACAUUGGUGUUUUAUCAGGCGGUUUCUAUUCUCUUUUGGACUUUAGGGAUCCAAAAAAGUGAUGGAGAUACCUUUUUUAAUAAAAUUUUGUAGGGUACCAUUUAAAAAAAAUUAUAAAAAAAAUAUAUAGUAGUGAUGGAAAAAAUUGUAUUUAACGAAAUUUAUCUUUUUUAUAACAACAUUUUUAUUCAUUUUUAAACAGGGAUCAAUUCAUGUGGGCGGGCAGGGCACUAAAAAAUAUAGCCGAUAAUAAUAAAAAUGUAGUGUGUGUGUGUUUUUCACUU